AUGUCAUCGGAACUUGAACCGCAUAUAUUAAAACGAUUUGAAAUUGAAAAACGAAUAGGCAAAGGUGCAUAUGGAAUAGUAUGGAAAGCAAUAAACCGUAAAACAAAAGAAGUUGUAGCAUUGAAAAAAAAUUUCGAUGCAUUUCGUAAUCAAACCGAUGCACAAAGAACAUUUCGUGAAAUUGCAUUUCUUCAAGCCUUUGGGAAUCAUCCAAAUGUCAUCGGUUUAUACAAUGUUAUUCGAGCUGAAUGUGAUAAAGACAUUUAUCUCGUCUUUGAAUAUAUGGAAACUGAUUUACACAAUGUUAUACGUAAAGGAAAUAUUCUCAAGGACAUACAUAAACAGUAUAUUAUGUAUCAGUUGUUCAAGGCUACUGCCUAUUUGCAUUCUGGUGAAGUGAUACAUCGAGAUUUAAAACCAUCGAAUGUACUACUGGAUUCUGAUUGUUCAGUGAAAUUAUGUGAUUUCGGUUUGGCACGUUCGUUAAAAGGUAGAAGUAAAUGUGAAAAUGGUAAUAAAGUGAACUGUAAAACUUUAUUACCAGCUUUAACUGAAUAUGUUGCAACACGUUGGUAUCGUGCACCUGAAAUUCUUCUCGCUUGUCAUGAUUAUACAAAAGGCGUAGAUAUAUGGAGUUUAGGAUGUAUCCUGGGUGAAAUGUUAACUGGUUCACCAUUAUUUCCUGGUACAUCUACACUAGAUCAAAUUGGACGUAUUAUGGCUGGAUUACCAAAAUUAAGCAGAGAAGGUGAUGUACUUUUAAUAUAA
Messenger RNA from Trichobilharzia szidati, 768 nucleotides. Lineage: Eukaryota; Metazoa; Platyhelminthes; Trematoda; Strigeidida; Schistosomatidae. The record is from the annotation of a GenBank genome assembly.